Molecule: messenger RNA, 195 nt
Organism: Laccaria bicolor S238N-H82
Lineage: Eukaryota; Fungi; Basidiomycota; Agaricomycetes; Agaricales; Hydnangiaceae
Exons: 3
Coding region: 1-195 (64 amino acids)
Source: RefSeq, a predicted model, not a curated record
AUGUGUUGUGUCUCUGGGGUGUUAUCAGGGUGCAAAUGUCGAAACCCGUCAACGUCUAAUCCCGUAGGAGAGGACCGUAAAUUGAAGACACUAUCCCGAUUUACUGUCCAGAAAAGGCGAAAUCUUCGCCGAUUAUUCUUUGAAGGAUGGGAGGAUUGCGGACGUUAUCGAGCGGCUGCCCGCCAGUGUCAAUGA